AAUGCUUUUUUAGUAUUUAAUAUAUUUAUUGAAAAACAACAACAGUAUAAAAUAAAAAAUGAAAAAUGCCCAAUAGAGAAGAUGAAAACAAAAUUUAUGUGUGUUUGUUCGAACCAUCUGAAGAUGAAGAGUUAAAAAGUGAUCACCUGUUUCAAGAACGUUCAAUUUAUGAUAAAGAUGAAAUAUAUAUCGCUACAUCACCUUCAUUUUCUGUAGAUUCUGAUAAAUCAGGCAUUAUCGAUUUAAUUCAAGAAGAUGGUAAAGAAUCUGUUGCUAAGGAGACAAUUAGUUUUUGCGAUAAAGGUUUACCUGUUGAGGAAUAUUCUAUUUUAAAAACAACAGAUUCUUAUCCUAUUAUAAAUUCUAUUGAUGGUCAAAGCUUUUAUGUCAACUCAGACUAUUCUGCUUUGGGUUUAGAAAUGUCAAAGGCAUAUUUUUAUGUAGUUUCACCUAUUGGUAGCUCUCAGCUCCUUCAGACUUCUGAUAAUCAUGCUGAUAUACCUCUAAUUUCUUCUUCAGCAACACCUGCAACUGAAUCUUUGGAUAGUUUAAUUAUUAGUGAUGUCCAGUCACUAAAUGAAGAAAAUAAAAGCACGAAACCAAAUAUGACAUUUAAUGACUCGAAAGGUUCAUUUGAACCCAGUGCAAAUGUUGAAACGAGCUGUGCAAGUGUUCAAAGUCCAGAGCGAUCUUAUGAAAGCUACUCAAAUCAAUUUCCUGUAAGUUUUAUUAUAUCAGACACCAAAAAAAAUGAAAUAAUUUGGAAACAGUUUUCUCCAGCACAUAUUGAAGAACUUGGGAAAGCUGAAGAUAGCAAUCUUCUAAUUCAGUAUGAUGAAUCUAAAUCUAAAUCUUACAUAGGACAAGAUAUAGACACUCCCAAUCGAGAAAUUGUAUCUGAUGAACAAAUUAUUGGGGUAUCUAUUCCUCAAAUUGUAAGUUGUGGUUGGGAUAAUUGUGGAACACACUUGAUUACCAAUACAGAUUUAAUUAGACAUGUCAAUGCAUCUCAUGUCUUAGCUGAUGACAAGCAACAAUACACUUGUCAAUGGAAAGGUUGUUCUAGGGAAGGUAAAUCAUUUGAUGCUAAGUAUAAGAUGGUGAUACAUUUAAGAACUCAUACCGGUGAGAAACCUCAUACUUGCCCUGCUAAAGGAUGUGGUGCUUCUUUCACUAGAAUUGAAAAUAUGAAAAUUCACAUUCGAUCUCAUACCGGAGAAAAGCCUUACGUGUGUCAGUUUGAAGGCUGUGACAAAAGUUUUGCAAACUCUAGUGAUAGAUUCAAGCAUAAAAGAACUCAUAUGGAAAAAAAACCCUAUAGAUGCCCGGUGUUGGGUUGCGAGAAAUCCUAUACCGAUCCUAGUUCACUGCGAAAGCAUAAAAAACGGCAUGGGUUCGACUUAUCGCGUCAUCAAACAUUCGCACUUUGAUUUUUAUCGGACUUUCAAAAUCAUCCGCUGGUAUACACUUAUAUAGUUACUUAUGUAGACACUAAUACUGACUUUAAUAUAAUUGUCAGCAAAAAUUGGUUUAAUUUAGCCAAGUUUUUUAAGUAAAUAUGAAUGUAAUUAAUGUAAAAAUAUGUAAAUAAUAAAUUAUGUAAUUUAUGCUUA
Hydra vulgaris (swiftwater hydra) is the source of this 1613-nucleotide messenger RNA. RefSeq names its product zinc finger protein GLI4. Gene Ontology annotation, cellular component: nucleus. The record is from RefSeq and is a predicted model, not a curated record. Gene Ontology annotation, biological process: regulation of transcription by RNA polymerase II. Lineage: Eukaryota; Metazoa; Cnidaria; Hydrozoa; Anthoathecata; Hydridae. Gene Ontology annotation, molecular function: RNA polymerase II cis-regulatory region sequence-specific DNA binding; DNA-binding transcription factor activity, RNA polymerase II-specific.